UGCAGGCACACUCACUCUGCACAAGUCUCUCUCCAAGGAGGCCAGGAGAAAAACUUAGCCGGAGGACCCAACAAAGUCUUUCUCCCAUUCCUUUCCCACUCCAGAUUCCACUGUGACCAAGGAAGCAUCCAACGUCCAUCAUGGCCGCUGCUGCCACCAGCCUCUGCCUGCUUGUUGUCCUGAUGGCUCCGUUGUGCCCCUCCCGGUCUCUUCACCAUAUGGCGCUGGAUGACAACGGCGGCAGUGGAGAUAGUGAGGGGGCUUCCUCCGUCCCACCCCCCGCGAGCGUGACGUUGGGCGCGAACCCCACCUCGGACGACAUCCUCGUGACUUCGUCGAACGGGACUUUGACCCCCUUCAACAUCUUGGACGGGAUCAUGGACUUCUUCCAGAAGUACAUGCUGUUGAUCAUCGUGGUGGGCUCCCUGGUCUUCAUCUUCCUGUUCAUCGUGUGCACGGCCGUCAUUGUCCGGCAGAAGCACAAGGCCUCGGCCUACUACCCGUCGUCUUUCCCCAAGAAGAAGUACGUGGAUCAGAACGACAAGUCGGGCGGAGCCAAGGCCUUCAGCGAGGUCCCCGAGAAGCCCGCCGAUACCAACCGGGAAGAACCGGUCGAUUCCACCAAACAGCUGCAGGCCGACAUCUUAGCUGCUGCCCAGAACCUGAAGUCCCCAACCAAGGCCGUCACGGCAAACGGGGAGAGCACCAAAAUAGAGGACGGGCCGGCCAAAGGCGAGGAGGAGCAGGGAGCGAAAGAGACCAGUGAUGAGAGCGAAAAAGAAGAGGAAGGUGCUUCCAAAGAACCGGACCGUCCCCAGGAGGAGGCCGAGCCGUCCCCGGAAACGUCAGCGCCGCACGACUCGGUAAACGCCGAGAUAAAAGAAGACGCUCCGUCGACCGCGGAGGGACAGCAGGUGGAGGAAACCAGCCCCCCUCCUCCAGAAGAGCUCAAGGAAUCGCCAGGGACUGAUCCUUGCCCCACACAGAUCUCAGGGAACGAGAAGGAAGAACCGUGCCCCCCACCGUCCCCCGAAGCUUGUGCCUCGGGGGACUAAAAAAAUGAACUGGCUUUUUGUUUGGUUGGCUGCGGGUGCUGGAAGUUUAGGAUAUGAACUCUACGAUG
Molecule: messenger RNA, 1123 nt
Organism: Elgaria multicarinata webbii
Lineage: Eukaryota; Metazoa; Chordata; Lepidosauria; Squamata; Anguidae
Gene: TMEM119
Product: transmembrane protein 119
Exons: 2
Coding region: 141-1055 (304 amino acids)
Biological process (GO): positive regulation of osteoblast differentiation; ossification; positive regulation of bone mineralization
Cellular component (GO): plasma membrane
Source: RefSeq, a predicted model, not a curated record